GCCCUGUUUGAGCAUUAUGUAGAACGACUUUGCUGAUCAUUGUGAUCCCCAGAGCAUGAUCUAAGCAUAAAGUUUUGAUUUUAACCAAUCAGAUGCAGCAGCAAGUGCAGCCACUUUCCUACAGCUGGGUUACUGAUGUCACUACAGCCUUACAUUAAGUGCACAAGUAAACACAUAACAUGCAUAUCAUAUUAAUAUACAUGUGUGGUCCGUCUGUUGGAGGCAUCAGUGAGGUUGAGAGGCUACAGCCUUGUCCGGAUGGAGGAUUGGAGUGUGAGUGUGUGUCGUAGCCCUCCCCCGCCAUCACUUACUCCAGCCUCCAAGUGGAUGCUGAGUGGGAGGGAUCUGUAGCUGCCAGACUGCCAAUGACAAAUGCUUUUGUCCUGCCCUCCUCCGUCCUCUGAGUUAGGGGGGUGUGUUGCUUUUGUGAGGCAAAGCGGAAGUGGUAAUCGUACCGCUGCUCUAAAAAAGACUGCAUGAGCCGGGUGAAGAACGAGGGACUUGGAGUGAGGGAGGAAGCAGAUAAAAUUCUGUAAGGUGUAUUGGAGGAAAACGGUUGCUUACAGGUCAGAGGGCAAAACAUGUUCCCUGGUACUGAAGGGCGUAAUCCACAUGAGGCGUAUUACCUGAACAUUCAAAGGGCGAGAGAGCAAGUAGAGAAGAUGGAAAAUAGUGGAAAACGGAAACUUAAGGUGUGCGUGGCAACCUGCAACCGCGCCGACUACUCCAAACUGGCGCCCAUAAUGUUUGGCAUGAAGGCCAACCAAGAUGUCUUUGAGCUGGAAGUGGUGGUAUUGGGAUCUCACCUUAUUGAUGAUUACGGAAACACAUUCCGUAUGAUCGAACAAGAUGAAUUUGACAUUGGCUCCAAGUUGCAUACCAUUGUGCGAGGGGAGGAUGAAGCGGCUAUGGUGGAGUCGGUUGGUCUCGCACUUGUCAAGCUGCCAGAUGUCCUGCAGAGACUCAGCCCUGACGUGCUGAUCGUCCACGGUGAUCGAUUUGAUGCUUUGGCCCUGGCUACUGCUGCAGCCCUUAUGAACAUUCGCAUUUUGCAUUUAGAGGGAGGAGAGGUAAGCGGCACUAUAGAUGAUUCCAUUCGACAUGCUAUAUCCAAGUUGGCACACUACCAUGCUUGCUGCACACGCAGUGCUGAGCGUCACCUUAUUGCCAUGUGCGAGGACCAUUCCCGUAUUCUACUGGCUGGAUGCCCCUCUUACGACAAACUUUUAACAGCACAUCAACGUGAUGACUAUGCCGACAUCAUCAAAGCUUGGCUGGGGGAUUGUGUCAAGGAGCAAGAUUACAUCGUAGCAUUGCAGCAUCCCGUGACCACCGACAUUAAAAAUUCCAUAAAGAUCUAUGAGUUGAUGCUUGAUGCUCUUAUUUCAUUCAACAAGCGGACAUUGAUUCUUUUCCCUAAUAUUGAUGCUGGUAGUAAGGAGAUGGUACGUGUGAUGCGCAAGAAAGGUAUUGAGCAGCAUCCUAACUUCCGGGCUGUGAAGCAUGUGCCCUUCGAGCAGUUCAUCCAGUUGGUGGCCCAUGCAGGCUGCAUGAUUGGCAACAGCAGCUGUGGUGUACGAGAGGCAGGAGCGUUUGGCACACCAGUCAUCAACCUGGGCACCAGGCAGACAGGCCGAGAGACAGGGGAAAAUGUCCUCCAUGUCAGAGAUGCAGACACACAAAAUAAAAUCUACCAUGCCUUAGAACUGCAGUUUGGAAAGCGAUACCCCGGUUCUAAGAUAUAUGGUGAUGGCAAUGCAGUUCCACGUAUCCUGAAAUUUCUUCAGUCCAUCAACCUGGAUGAGCCACUUCAAAAGAGUUUUUGCUUCCCUGCAGUGAAGGAUUGCAUUUCUCAGGAUAUUGACCACAUUCUGGAGACACAGAGUGCCCUUGCUGUGGAUCUUGGAGGCACAAACCUGCGUGUUGCCAUUGUCAGCAUGGUGGUGCCCACUUCUGAACUUGCCUCAAGCCAAGCUGACUGUCAGGGUAAAAUAGUGAAGAAGUAUACCCAGUCAAACCCAAAGACCUAUGAAGAGAGAAUAGAUCUUAUCCUUCAUAUGUGCAAGGAGGCCUUAGCCGAUGCUGUGCGUUUGAACUGCAGAGUCCUCGGAGUUGGAGUAUCAACCGGUGGCCGAGUCAACCCCAAAGAGGGUGUGGUGCUACACUCCACAAAGCUGAUUCAAGAGUGGAGCUCUGUGGAUAUACGCACACCCAUUUCCAAUGCACUGCAUCUGCCUGUGUGGGUGGAUAAUGACGGAAACUGUGCUGCGUUGGCUGAACGAAAGUUUGGCCAUGGAAAGGGUGUGGAGAACUUUGUCACCAUCAUCACAGGAACAGGUAUUGGUGGGGGGAUUGUGCAACACAAUGAGUUGAUACAUGGAAGCACAUUCUGUGCAGCUGAGCUUGGCCAUAUUAUGGUGUCCCUGGAUGGACCAGAGUGUAUGUGUGGCAGCCGUGGCUGCAUUGAGGCGUAUGCAUCUGGAAUGGCGCUGCAAAGAGAGGCCAAGAGGCUAAAUGACGAAGACCUGUUGUUCACUGAGGGACUGUCUUUGAAAAAAGAAGAACAAGUUAGUGCCAUUCACCUGAUUAAUGCAGCUCGUUUGGGGAACCCUAAAGCGGAUGCCGUUUUGAGAACAGCUGGCUUAGCGUUGGGUGUUGGUAUUGUGAACAUCCUCCACAUGGUGAACCCAUCCAUGGUAAUUCUGUCGGGGGUAUUGGCCGCCUUCUAUGAAAACCCUGUGCAACAGAUCAUCACCCAACGUGCCCUGAGCUCUGCGCGGGACAUCCAAGUGCUCACUUCGGACCUUGAGGAGCCGGCACUGCUGGGAGCUGCCAGCAUGGUGUUAGAUUAUGCCACCCGCAGGACUUACUGACCAUCUGGGCUUAGAGAUUCGUGGACAUUCAUCACCCCUGAAUUCAGUCAUUUCCCCAGGCCUAAGACUGUGUUUUAAUUGUUUUCUGUAAAUGGAUAUGCCUAGACUCUGCGUACCACCUAUACAAAGGCCAACAUAUGCAUACUACAAAGGGUUUCGCAUUUCUGAUGCUUCCGUUUUUGAAUAUGCUCUUAAGUCCGUUGAUCAUCUGAAUCUUUUACUGUUCUUAUUUUACAAAGUGCACCAAAUAUGUCCGUUUUUUCACAGCUAAAUGUUAAGAUUGCCCAAUACGCAUGAACGGCCAUCCGGGUACUUUGCUCGUGAAUGUGCGUUAUCCCCCUUUUUGGGGGAGAACAAACCGAAUGUCUUAUUAACUUGCAUGCUAUAUCGGCUAGCCGAAAUUAGCACAGUCCAUGCUUCAGCCACGGCUUUCAAAAAUGUUUUAGAAAUGCCACUCAUCUUUGUAAUUAAAAUGCCUUUAUUUUGUUGGGUAUAGCAUGAUUAAAAUGAGCGGCUCACUUCCUGACGAAGGCUUCAUGCCGAAACGUGUCGAAGUAUUUUAAUCAUGCUAUACUCAACAAAAUAAAGGCAUUUUAAUUACAAAGAAGAUGAGUGCCUUGGUAUUUCUAAAACAUUUUUUAAAUCAACGAAGCCUGCCACCAAAGAGCACCAUCUUAAAAAACUAGACAGUUCCAAGAAGCACUCCAACUGGACUUCAUUCUUCAGCCACGGCUGUUUGGCUAUAUUAUUUGAACAGUCAACAACACAACACGUCUUCGGCAUGUUGAGCGUGAACAACGCUAGUCUUCAAGUCCCUGUCUUUCGUUUAUUCUUUCCCAACACCACCAAUUGACUUGCAUUGGCUUUUCCCUUAAAGUUUUCCCCCAAAAAGGGGUGUAACGCACAUGGCACACGUCACACUGUUCAUGCGUCUUAGUAGGAUAGGCUACUAAGCCUGUUGUAAUAUUCUUAUGGCUUUUUAAAAUGAUUGCGGUUGAACAUGGGAACAAACACCAGUCAUUCCUGACAGGUGAACAAUGAGAACAAAUAAUUCUGUCAUUGUUAGUGUGAAAUGGUUAAUUACACAUACAGCACCAAACAAAAAAAUAUUUUAAAAAGGACCAGAACUUUUAUACAGGUAGAACUAUAGCUUUACCAACUGCAACUGAGCUGUGACACAUAGUGAUUUGUCUGAGGCUUCCCUCUGAAAUACUGUAUCCUGAUUUUGCGCAGCUAAUUUCAUUCAGUGCCAAAAUUACAGUCAUGUAAUUGAUUAUUGUGUUAUCAAAUGCACAUCUCCAUUGUGUAUGUAUGAAUAUUUUUGCAAUAGAUUUUCCUAUUUACAGUGACCAGUAUCAGACAGGUAAAAUACAAAUGGAAGUAGGCCCAGCAAAGUCUUGGUAACAAGAAAUUUUACAAGACACUGUAGAAACUGCACACUAAAAGGAGUAAAUUGUAAAAGUAACAUGAAAUUGCAUAUGGCAACAUUAUCUUCUAUUGUUGUUGUACCAUGCUACAGCAAUUGUGCACCACUACCAUGAGCAAGUCACUAGGCACAGCACAGUGUUCCCCAACCCUUCUGUUGGAGUCGUGUGGUCCUCAUUAGGCUUAUUCUGACAUAGACCAGCUGUGCCAUAAAUGCUAUGUUGUACAUUACUGGUUUAAAAUGUUGUAGAAGCACCAGGCUAACUCUUGUCAUUAUUUCAGUGCCAUUGUGAUCUUUUGAUCCGCAUUCAUUGUUUAAAAAACCUUAGGUCAAAGUUAAAAAAUGACUGUUUGAACAUUGAAUUGUUUUCUAUUUUUCACGGUUCCCUGUAUACACAAAAUACCAGGAAAUUUGAGAAGAGAUAUGGAAAUGUAAGUGUAGUGCAUAUUCAUGUUCUAAAUUUCUUCAGUGCCUAAUAUAAUUUAAUGAUGGAGACUGUCAAAUUUGUAUAGAGUGGUACUAUGCAUUUUACAAUAUAUAAUAUAUUUGCUUGCAUGCAAUUUUGAAGAGCUUAUUUCCCCUUUAUAUAUUAUGCACCAUUGUUUCAAUCAGUUCGUUUGAGUUUGUUUGAUUGCAUUAUAAUCACUUUUUUUAAGUCAUUCCUUGAUUCCAAUGAAAUAAGAUAAGUAAUUGGUCUACUGUCUUGCACCUCCCCUGCUUAAUCAUACUGUCUGACUUUUUAUUGUUUUCAUCAAAUAUGUAGUGUCCUCCACUGAUAAUUAAAAUGUGCAUGAAGCGAA
Messenger RNA from Engraulis encrasicolus (European anchovy), 5099 nucleotides. RefSeq names its product glucosamine (UDP-N-acetyl)-2-epimerase/N-acetylmannosamine kinase (gene gne). The coding region runs from base 582 to 2873 and encodes 763 amino acids. NCBI's taxonomy places the organism in Eukaryota, Metazoa, Chordata, Actinopteri, Clupeiformes, Engraulidae. The transcript is spliced from 14 exons. Gene Ontology annotation, molecular function: hydrolase activity, hydrolyzing O-glycosyl compounds; N-acylmannosamine kinase activity; UDP-N-acetylglucosamine 2-epimerase activity. Gene Ontology annotation, biological process: UDP-N-acetylglucosamine metabolic process. The record is from RefSeq and is a predicted model, not a curated record.